This is a messenger RNA of Aspergillus eucalypticola CBS 122712, 516 nucleotides long. RefSeq lists its product as uncharacterized. Bases 162 to 461 code for a protein of 99 amino acids. Lineage: Eukaryota; Fungi; Ascomycota; Eurotiomycetes; Eurotiales; Aspergillaceae. The transcript is spliced from 2 exons. The record is from RefSeq and is a predicted model, not a curated record.
UCUAACCUCCCCCUCCUUUCCUCCCCUCUUCGUGAAGUCUAACCCUUCCUUAACCCCUCUUUGGUAAAUCGGCUCACUGAGAUCACCGCUGGUAUUCCCUACUUAUGUCGUAAAUAACCCACUAGUUAUUUGAUAAUCGGCCACCCGCCGCAAGGCUGGUCAUGACUUCAUUUCCAUGCGAUCCAAUUUGUGUGAGUGGGAUUGCCCGUCUAACUCCGACUAGAACUAGCCCCGGUGGAUCUUCAAAUCGAGCGCUGCCGUUGUUCCAGACCCCCUCCCACCUCCGUUCCCCUUCUUCCGUCCGUCACAAUGACGAGUGUUGGUUCAUUCGAACGUCUACAAAGUACAAAUAUAGAAUGGUUCGCGAAAUGCGCUCGCGAACCACUUCCGCGAACACAAGAGCUUCGCGCGGCAUCCUGGAUUUAAUCCUUCACGUUGCCAAGUCAGUUGAAGCCAGAUAGAAGACGGGGGAUGAAUCGUGCUUGGCUGUUUGACAGAUCAUCGCCCAGUCUAUCG